Ilyonectria robusta is the source of this 1405-nucleotide messenger RNA. RefSeq lists its product as uncharacterized. Bases 181 to 1269 code for a protein of 362 amino acids. The transcript is spliced from 2 exons. The record is from RefSeq and is a predicted model, not a curated record. Lineage: Eukaryota; Fungi; Ascomycota; Sordariomycetes; Hypocreales; Nectriaceae.
UCACGGCCAAGUUACUUCUUGCUCAGUGUCAUCCCUCACAUUACACCACUGUUCUAGAACAAGCCAGGCUUGGGAGCCUUGUACUGCGAGCAUCGCAGACGUUAUUCAUCCAACAGAUUCGAGCCAUCUAGCAGCUCGAAACGACCACGUGCAAUAUCGGCACCCUGUCAGACGAAAGACAUGAACACUAUCUCAACGCCGCCACCGUCCGUUCUCUGGAGAAUCCAGCAGGCAUUGAAAGGAACGAAUGCUACGCUUUUAACAAACAGCGAGGUUCCAGAGAAAGACUUGACAGGCAAGUGGAUUAUAAUCACGGGAGCCAACAACGGUAUCGGGUUCGAAGCAGCCAAGACAUUUGCUAAAUGGGGCGCAAACCUGAUCAUGGCUUGCCGUGAGCCUCCAGAAUGGGAAACUCACCCAUCAGUGGCCGAAAAAGAGUGCAAGACCUUGGCAGAAUCGGCGGGCCACGCCUCAAGAAUCGAGUGGUGGGAGCUUGACUUGACGGAUCUUGGUAGCAUUGACCGUUUCGCAACAAAAUGGGUAGAUGCAAAUCGUCCGCUACAUAUUCUCUGCAACAAUGCCGGGGUUACCGCGACGCCAGGUGCCGAGACGAUCUACACCAAGGACGGAUUUGAAUACACGCACCAGAUCAACUUUCUGUCCCACGUCUACCUGACGUUUCGGCUGCUUCCAUCCUUAGCACAAAGUUCCGAGCCAAGAGUUGUCUGUACCACAUCGUGCCACCACUUUCUCGGCACAUUUGACUUGGAGCAUUUCAACGGCGGCCCGGGCAUGCGGGGAGAGCCAUACGGGAACAACAAACUGUACUACCAAGUGUGGGUAACCGAGCUCCAGAAGCGCUUGCUCCGCAGCGAGAAGCUGAAGCACAUCACCGUGAAUGGCAUCAACCCCGGAUACGUGAACUCGGGGAUUUGGAACAACCCUCGGCCAGACAUAAGGCAAUCAUUUUUGGAGGCACGCAGAAUGAAAUUAUUCCAGUUCUUAGCACGCAAGUUGGCAAUCACUCCCGAGCAAGGUAGUAUCGCCAUCGUCAACGCCGCUACCAGUCCCACACUUGGUCCAGAUCCAGAGAUUCAAGGUGUCGGAGCUCCGGGCGGAAAGGGCGGAGGGCACUAUAUCAAUCGUAUUUGGUUGGCUGAGCCGAUGCCCUACUGCGCUGACGAGAACGCAAGGCGAGAGGUUUGGGAGAGAGUCGGCGAGGAACUACGUUUGGCGGAGCGAGGGCUAUAUGACGUGUUCGAUAAUUGAGAGAAGAUCAUUUAGUCAAUGAUCGCACGGGAGAGGGAAUGUCAGUAUAUUGGUGGAUUUUAUCGGGCGUUGCAUCAGUCUCUAUCAACCCCAGUGAAAUAUUCCCAAAGUACCAUGCCAUACCAUUGCCUUCAAA